AUGCCGGAGUCACCCACAUCCCCGGCCAAGCCACCCUCGCCGCCUGGAUCUCCAGUCAACGCCGCCACGCCGUACGCGGCGUCGGUGUUGCUGCGAGCCGCCGUGGUGCUCCUUGCUUUCCUAGCCCUACAGCUUGUGCUCUUCAAGUCCCUGCUGAAAUUCCCCAGCACACGGUUCCUCCCGGCCCCGGGACGCUGCAACAGCACCUGGGCCAACGGCCCGGUCGAAGCCGGCGCGUGCAAGGCCGGCUUGAUCUACGUCUACGACCUACCGCCGGAGUUCAACCACGAACUCGUCGGCGACUGCAAACGUCUCUGGCCGUGGUACUCCUUCUGCCCGUACCUAUCCAACGGCGGCCUGGGCCGUCCGUGCUCCACGGUGCCGGCCUUCUCUGGCGUGGUGCCGAACGCGUCGCUGCCCAACUGGUACAACACCGACCAGUUCCCUCUCGAGAUCAUCAUCCACCGCCGCAUCCUUGCCCACCGGUGCCGCACCACCGACCCGUCGCUCGCCACCGUGCUCUACGUGCCGUUCUACGCCGGCCUAGACGUGGGCAGUCACCUGUGGGGUCUCAACGCCACCGUCGCGGACCGCGACCGCGCCGGCACGCGGCUCCUCCGGUGGCUCACGAACCAGACCUCGUUCCAGAAGUCCGGCGGGUGGGACCACUUCAUGACGCUCGGGCGCAUCACGUGGGACUUCCGCCGGUAUAGCGACGACGGGUGGGGCUCCAACUUCGUGCUCAUGCCCGGAAUGGGCAAUGUCACCCGCCUCGUCAUCGAGAGCGACCGGCAGGAUCCCAUGGACGUCGGCGUCCCGUACCCGACAGGCUUCCAUCCGCGCACCGCCGCCGACGUGCGCGCGUGGCAGCGUCACGUGCUGUCCCGCAACCGCACCAACCUCUUCGGGUUCGCCGGCGCGCCGCGCUACGGGUUCAGGAACGACUUCAGGGACGUGCUGCUGGAUGAGUGCGAGGACGCCGGGCACGCGUACUGCCGCUCAGUGGACUGCCGCGGCCAGAGGUGCAACAACGACACCGCGGCGCUAACGAAGCUUUUCCUGGACUCCAAGUUCUGCCUGCAGCCGCGCGGUGACAGCUACACGCGGCGGUCGCUGUUCGACUGUAUGGUGGCCGGGGCCGUGCCGGUGCUGUUCUGGCGGAGGACGGCGUACGACCAGUACCGGUGGUUCCUGCCGGCGGGGCAGCGAGGGAAGGAGGGGGAGUGGUCGGUGUUCAUGGACCGGCGGGCGCUGAGCGCGGGCAACGUGAGCGUGCUGGAGUUUCUGCAGGGGUUCAGCGAGCAGCGGGUGCGGCGGAUGCGGGAGCGCGUCGUGGAGAUGAUUCCGAGGCUGGUGUACAGUUCGUCGCCUCACGGGCUCGGCGACGGCAUGGCGGACGCGUUCGAGGUGGCGCUGGAUGGCGUGUUCAAGCGGUUCCGCCGGCGCCGGUGGAGCAGUGAGCGUGAAGGUCCCCCACCUGGCCCUUCCGUCGCGGUGCGUGUCAACGGUACAUCGUUGGCGCCUCCUACUUCUAACGGCAGAAAUAGGUCGGUGAUCCGUCGCAGGCGUCGCCGGCACGUCUCACGGGAUAGAUCGAGGCGAGUGGUUUCGUCGCAUAUAAGAAGCGUAAUCUCCCAAGGACCGGCAUCAGGACGCCAAAAUGUGCAGACAUCUUGA
Messenger RNA from Lolium rigidum, 1677 nucleotides. RefSeq names its product xyloglucan galactosyltransferase XLT2-like. Bases 1 to 1677 code for a protein of 558 amino acids. Lineage: Eukaryota; Viridiplantae; Streptophyta; Magnoliopsida; Poales; Poaceae. Gene Ontology annotation, molecular function: galactosyltransferase activity. The record is from RefSeq and is a predicted model, not a curated record. The transcript is spliced from 2 exons. Gene Ontology annotation, biological process: xyloglucan biosynthetic process.